This is a messenger RNA of Candidula unifasciata, 1503 nucleotides long. Lineage: Eukaryota; Metazoa; Mollusca; Gastropoda; Stylommatophora; Geomitridae. The record is from the annotation of a GenBank genome assembly.
AUGGAAUAUCUAGGGCAGACCCAGACUGCUACUUAUUUGUCUGGCCCCACUCAGUUUAGCCAGUUACCUGUAAUCAACACCACACAAAAUAAAAGCUACGAUAAUUACGCAGCACAGCCUGCCUUCAGACGUUCUCUGACAGCUAUGCCAUGGAGACCUAGUGCCUACUACCAGUCAGGAAAGGUCAACCCAAGCAUCUCUCUGACACACAGUAUGCCUACACCCUUUUCCCAGAAGAUCCAGCUGACCGAGUUAGACCCUCAUAGAGUUCCUCCUGUGUUUAAUUCAUCCAGAAAUGCUCUCUACACUCGUUUUACACCAUUUGACUGGAUGGCAUCAAAUCAGAGCAACUACCUAGCUUCAGACUAUGUGCGUAGUGGGGCAGAGCGCCUUCGCUUGGAUACUGUUCGACUGUGCAGAGAAGCAGAUGAUAAGACGAAGCGGACCCAAGGAGAUGUGAGCAAGCGCCUCGGCGAGCGUGUUCGAGACAUCAACUUCUGGAAGAACGAACUGAAUAAUGAGACUGACAACAUGUUAACAGAAACUAAUGAAUUACUUGAAGCCAAGAGAUUGUUGGAAAAGUGUUUGGCUGAAACUGAGAACCCGCUUCACAUUGCCCAAGAAUGUUUGUACCACAGAGAGAAGCGUCAGUCCAUUGACCUUGUCCACGACAACCCAGAAAAGGAGCUGAUUAAGGAAAUAGACAUCAUCAAGAGAUGCCAGGACAGGAUGAGAAAUACCAUUGACAGAGCCAAUUUGCAGCUAAAUCUUAAUCGUGCAGCACAGCAUGAACUGGAAAAAGACUCCAAUGAUAAAUUUUUGGCUGAGAACUUGGACACUACAUGUCAUGGCUUACGCAACACAAGUAGAGGGCUGUCCUUUCAUGAUGGUGUUCACAGAAUUGACAAUACAAUCUCAGUCCCCGAGACCUGGGCCAAACAUAGCAAUGACAACAUAGAACAGUCACAGAUGGAACGCAUGGCUUCAAAAAACAUGAGGAAUGAGAUUGAGUCGGUUAUCAAUGCUUGUAACAAUGAAAUGUGGCAACAGUGGAAUGUUGUUAAUGUGGCCCUUAAUGAGCGAAUUCAGGAAACUACUGAUGCCAGAAAUAAGAUUCAGACACAUCUGUCUAAGGUUCUUCAAGAAAAGUUUGAAAUGGAAAAGAACAUUGAGCUUAUAAAGAAAGCCAUCCAAGACAAAAUAGCUCCAAUCCAAGUGGCCCAAACAAGACUGGACAUUCGUCUGAGACGACCUAAUGUUGAACUGUGCCGUGAUUCUGCCCAACACAGGUUGGUUGAGGAGGUGGUGGAGAUCACAGAGACUAUGGAGAGCCUGCAGCACAGACUACGAGAAGCUGAGAACGCCUUGCAAGCCUUGCUCCGUACAAAAGCUGCUCUGGAGCAGGACUUGGGCAUAAAAAACAACAGCUUGUUUAUUGAUCGUGACAAAUGUCUUGCCAUGAGGAAAACUUUUCCUAUGGCUCCUAGAAUCAUCUGUAUAUAA